This is a messenger RNA of Suillus paluster, 809 nucleotides long. RefSeq lists its product as uncharacterized. Bases 1 to 741 code for a protein of 246 amino acids. NCBI's taxonomy places the organism in Eukaryota, Fungi, Basidiomycota, Agaricomycetes, Boletales, Suillaceae. The record is from RefSeq and is a predicted model, not a curated record. The transcript is spliced from 4 exons.
AUGUCCAUUUUGGCUUGGGCUUGGACCACCUGUCACUCUUCCUCCUCAACCAUCUCGGAUCGGUCGGUCUUCUUCGUCUCUGAUCGUUCGGAUCGGCCAAAGGCCAGCCUACCGGUAACGCCACCUACGUCUCUUCGGCUAUUCCCAAAUCCUGUUCUCGACAUUGCACCCAUCAAUUCGGUCUGCGUCGUGCCAUCUUCGUCUUCAGACACCGAGUCUAACAACCCACUAUCCCCCAUAUCUACUGACGCGCUGCUCCUCACCUCUUCGUGGGACGACCUCAUCGAUGUCUGGGAUACCUCAAUCCCUAUAAACCUCCAAACCACUCCAAACCGUGGCGAUGUUCCUGCGGGUGGACGAGAAACCACUCGGCAACCGUUGAAACGAACUCUUAAGCUACCGGCGGUCCUACUCAUCUGGCGAAAGGGCGAAGUGAUAAGUGGGGUCCAAGGGCAAGAGUAUGUCAAAAAAGCAACGUCACCUGCCGACGGAUGGGGCGGAAAGCAUAGAUGUGCUGGUCAGAACCCAAGUUGGCAGAUGGAUGAAACAACAGAGGACCCUCGUGUAGAAGCCAGCGCUGUUAUUCCUGGAGAGCCGGCCGCUACGACAGGUGACAGAGAGGGUAAUGAUAUUGCGGAAGAGAAAGAGGAGGCUGCUCACAAGAUAUCUGCCCUACCGAUAGCAAAAACCAGCGAGGGAAGGGAAGAGAAAGGUGCUCGGGAGUGUUAUGCAGAUCCCUAAGUGCAUGGUGAUAUUGCCCACGACUCUCUCCAACAAACUUAUGAUAUCGCUGUUCUAAUAAUCGCAAU